AUGGAACGGCCAGAGUAUGUGCCCGGUACCGAGAUCGGCUCGUUGACGGCACAUUCCAAUGAGGACAGCCAGUUUGUCGGCAGCUCCAGCGGCGUCUACUUCAUCAACACUGUCAAGCGGGCCUUUUCAAACGGCCUUGAUACAUCUAGAUCCUUAGAGACAGAGUUCCCUACUGCCGAAGAUACGCUGGUAGGGGCCGAGGACUCACCAAGGCUGAAGAGACGGCGCGCUACACCUUCCAGAGCGAAUUCCGCCUCCUCGCCGAGAGCAGGGGGAUAUAGCACUGAAGUUGCAGCCUAUCUAGGCAAUGCGCCGCCAUUGGACCUAGCAAAGGAGCUUAUGAUGGCCUACUUCAAAGUCUGGCAUCCUCUCUUCCCGUUCCUGCACGGUCCCACCUUCUUGCAGGCGAUGGAGAGCUUCUAUUCGAGCACGCUGGAAGAACCGUCGAGCGAGGACACCAGCCCAGACCACCGAAGAACCUGUUGGACGGUGAUUUUUCAAUGUAUAUUUAACCUCGGAGCCUUUCUCCGUCCUGAUUUGGAGCUCUCGCCCGAAUGCCGAAUCCACUCCCCGGGCAGCAUGACUGCUUUACUAGGGAAUUUCUCAACACGGCACGAUAUCGCCUCUCUACAAGCACUCCUCGCUGUUCAGGUCUAUCUUGUGGCAACCAUGUCGCUCAGACUGGCGUCAACGUUUGGCGGGUGUGUUCUGCGCUCUAUGCUUCAUGCUGGAUUGCAUCGUUGUCCGUUCCGCUAUGCCCAGCUCUCGUCGCAUGAUCGCCAAUUACGGAAGCGGAUUUUCUGGUGUGCGUAUGCUAUCGAUCGGUACCUGAGUCAGGCCCUUGGCCUGCCACUCGGUAUUCAAGAUUCGGAUAUCGAUGUCUGCUUGCCUGCAGCGCCGGAGAUGCACUUCCCGGCGUGCGGGAAGAAUUUGUCUGCGAAACGGUCUACUUCGGGUUCAACAACUGCUGACUUUGAGCCUGAGCAUCUCAUUGGAUGCAGUGAUAAUACCGAGCACUGCCAUGGUCUGGUUGCCACCAGCCAUAAGAGUGAUGAGGCGGAACACUGCCUGAAAGAAAGUGUCCUGGCCAGCUACGUUGCCUCCGGCACACUCACUGGCCGGGCUCUGGAGCUAUUCCACAAGUCUAUCCUAGUUCGUUCAAUUCGUCGAAGCGCAGUACUAUUCUUGGUAACAGAUGUUCACAAGUGGUGGAAUAGCCUUCCUCUCGACCUUCAAGGACAGUCGGCAGUUGCCAACAAGGAGGCGGCUUCCUCAGAUACCGACAGCCCUUUUGAUUUCGGGCCAUUCUUUACCGUCUUGUAUCAGCACCUUAUCUUGAUUAUCCACCGACCAUCACUUUCAUUGGACCCUGCAACAGCAGAAUUUUGUUCUGGGCUGCAGACAUGCAUUAGCGCGGCCCGGGCGAUUCUUGCGGCGUUAAGGACGCAGGUGGAUCGCCAGCAAGCCUUUUUCUGGCCGGGAUUCCUGUCAGCUGCUUGGAUGUCAGGGCUAGUGCUAGCCUUUUCUUGUCAGCUCAAGCAGUAUGUUCUUACAAAGGGGUUGCAGGAAAUUGACGAGUGUUCGUCGUUUUUACGGCGUAUGUCUACGCAAUGGGAGACUGCCAGGCACUGUUGUAUGACCUUGUCAGUGCUAUCUGCCAAGAUCAAGCAGAUGGAAAUCAACCCGGAUGCGGCAGCCACGUCGCACGCCUAUGCUCUGAGAAACAUGGAGAGAGAAAAUGAUUUCUUGGACACGUCUGAUCUAAAUGUGCAAUCAAAAAGAAAGUCUCACAGCCACUCUACAAUCCCAGCAGACCGGCCACGCCCUAUCAUGGCGGAAACAAUCGAAAACUCAGGGUAUGGCCACAGGGGACCUGGAUUUGAUCCGGUAUCAGUAAGGUCUCAGCAUUCGACCAACUUCAAUGAGGAACCUUUACCGGCCGAAACUCCACCAUCCCAGACACUGGAUUUUCAAGAUACAACUCCAAACUAUUCAACCCUAGGCCCGAGCUUUGAUUUGAACAUGGUCGAUCUACUUGGUGGGGCGGAUUUUGAUUCGUUACUUGAUAUAGUUGGGCAACGAUAUCCCAGUUUCUAG
Messenger RNA from Penicillium canariense, 2097 nucleotides. Its product is annotated as transcription factor domain-containing protein. Bases 1 to 2097 code for a protein of 698 amino acids. Gene Ontology annotation, molecular function: DNA binding; zinc ion binding. Gene Ontology annotation, biological process: DNA-templated transcription. NCBI's taxonomy places the organism in Eukaryota, Fungi, Ascomycota, Eurotiomycetes, Eurotiales, Aspergillaceae. The record is from RefSeq and is a predicted model, not a curated record. The transcript is spliced from 3 exons.